Doryrhamphus excisus (bluestripe pipefish) is the source of this 1581-nucleotide messenger RNA. RefSeq names its product glycylpeptide N-tetradecanoyltransferase 2-like. The record is from RefSeq and is a predicted model, not a curated record. Gene Ontology annotation, molecular function: glycylpeptide N-tetradecanoyltransferase activity. Gene Ontology annotation, biological process: N-terminal peptidyl-glycine N-myristoylation. Lineage: Eukaryota; Metazoa; Chordata; Actinopteri; Syngnathiformes; Syngnathidae. Gene Ontology annotation, cellular component: cytoplasm.
CUUAAGCGGUUAUACUCCUCCCCUCGCAUGCCGGCAAGAGAUAAGAGCCAAAAAACCGAGGGGCCCCCAAUGUGUCAGAAAAAGCACCCUCGCUCUCAACUUGGAGGAGCUGUCAAAAUGACUGAUUCCAAGUCAGCAGAUAAGAAGCCGGCAGAUGACGGUGCGAGGAAAAGCAAAAAGAAGCCAGAUAAAUGGAGACAAAAGGGACCCAGGGAUCCAUUUGAAAUGUUGGACACCCUGCCGGAAAAAAAGCAGCAGGAGAUCCAAAGGGCACUACACCUUUUCUCCUUGGGACAAACUCUACCCAGGACGCUGAAGCAGGCCAAGAGACGCACUUACAAGUUCUGGGACACACAGCCGGUCCCUAAAUUUGGUGAAGCCAUGACAAGCCAGGGCCAAAUAACAGAAGGUGAAGCCAGCGUUCGAGAGGCGCCUUACUCUCUGCCUCAGGGUUUCUCCUGGGACACCGUGGACCUGAGCAACCCCACGGAGCUGCAAGAGCUUUGUACGCUGCUCAAUGAGAACUACACUGAGGAUGAUGACAACACCAUCAGAUAUGACUUUUCUAUGGAGUAUCUGCGAUGGGCCUUGCAACCUCCAAAUUGGCUGGCCCAGUGGCACUGCGGCAUCAGGGUGGAUUCUAAUAAGAAGCUAGUGGGCUUCAUCGGAGCAGUCCCUGCAGAUGUGCAUAUAUACGACAUGGAGAAGCGAACGGCGCAGAUCAAAUUUCUGUGUGUUCAUAAGAAGCUACGCCUCAAGCGAAUGACCCCGGUUUUGAUUCGGGAGCUUACUAGACGUGUUCAACAGCAGGGUGUGGGCCAGGCGGUGUACACAGCUGCUAUAGUGCUGCCUACACCCAUCAGCUCCUGCAGUUUAUGGCAUCGACCCCUGAACCUCCGUAAGCUGGUGGAGAUGGAGUACCCAGGCAUACGAGGAGACAUGCCUCUGCAGAGAGCCCUCAAAUUCAACCGCCUCCCUGAGGUGACAAAGAUACCAGGUUUGCGAGCGAUGGUCAAAAACGAUGUCGUGAGGACGCACGCUCUUCUGCAAGCAAACCUCAGCAAGUUUCACCUCAAGCACAGUUGGUCUCUGCAGGAAGUGGAGCACUGGUUCUUGCCAAGAGGGGGUGUGAUUGACACCUAUGUGGUGGAGGAUGAUGAUGGUGCACUCACGGAUGUGGUGAGCUUCUACGGAAUCUCCUCCAAGGUAUUAAACCACGCGGUUCACAAGGACUUGAAGGUGGCUCACCUCUUCUAUGUUGCAUCAAACGGCGGUGCAGACCUUGCUGAGCUCAUGGAGGACACGCUGGUCCUGGCGAAAUCUAAAGACUACGAUAUCUUCAUUGUUCUCGAUGUGAUGGAUAACAACACUUACCUGGAAAAGCUCAAAUUCAACAUCAGCGGCAAGAACCUACAUUACUACUUGUACAAUUGGAUGUGUCCAAGAAUGAGUCCAGACAAGGUGGGCAUGGUGUUACCAAACUAAAAGGAGAUGAUGGCGGAGCAGCAAGAAUUUCUAGCGUGAAAUGGCCAUCUGCAAAACACUCAGAAUCAAUAAAACAAAUAAAGCGAAGUGAACACA